AUUGAAUUUGACGUAGUAAAAAAAUCUGCCGUUUUUCAUUUCUGUCGUUUCUUACGAGUUGUCAACGAAUCUUUCCACAUUUGAACUGCGAUUAUUUUGUCAAUCGUUGCCUCAGAGAGUUUUGAAAUAGUUUCGUGUCACAAUUGACAUUUUUAUACGCACGGACGGAGUAAAUUUUGUGAAAUUGCAAGAUGGAAGUGUUUGUUGGGGGAAACACCUGGUAAAGUAUGGCAGCAGUGCGCGUAAGUUCACAAGCAGCCAUUUUGAAGUGAGGGAGUGAUUCCAUUCGUAGUGCGAAAAUAAUAGUGUAAAAUAAAUUAAUAACACCUAAGGACGCUCAAAAUUAACAGUUAGUGAAUCCUAUGGCUUGUUUAAAUACGCUGAAACAAGAAAUUCGGACAUUAGAAGGAAUAUUUACGAAAAACCAUGAACGUUUUCAGAUCGUAUCCGCUAGUGUUGAUGAAUUAAGUUGUAGAUUUGUAGGAAAAAACGGUAAAAAAUAUGCCAUCCAUGCGAAUAUAACGGAAACUUAUCCCUCAGUUCCGCCAGUAUGGUUUGCAGACUCAGAAGAAACAAGCAUAACAAAUGCUGUACAAAUAUUAAGUAAUACAGAAGGCCUAGAUAAUCAUGUCCUCCAUCAAGUAGCAAUCCUACUUAGAGAACUGUGUCGGUUACAUGCUGUUCCAGAACCACCUGAUAUAGAAAGACUGAGAAUCCCUAAUCCUCAAACAACUAAUCGCAUAAGUAGAGUAGAACCAAUGGAAGACGAAGGUCUGGACAGCGACGCCGAGGCUGAUCUCGGCGACAGCGAUGCGGAAGAGGAUAGUGAUGCUGACGAGGACCUGGCAAUGGAAAUGGAGGACAGUCGGCCGAAGGCGGACGAAAUGGGCGUCGAACACUUGGCGACGCUCGAACGCCUCAGACAGAACCAAAGACAAGACUACUUAAAGGGAUCCGUGUCGGGUUCCGUCCAGGCUACAGAUCGACUGAUGAAAGAGCUCCGCGACAUCUACCGCUCGGACUCUUUCAAGAACAAAAUGUACCAGAUCGAACUGGUGAACGAUUCUCUGUACGAGUGGAAUGUGCGAUUGAUGGCAGUUGAUCCUGACAGCCCGCUGAGCCAUGAUCUCCUCAUGCUCAAGGAGAAGGAGGGCAAGGAUGCCAUACUGCUCAACAUGCUGUUCAAGGACUCCUAUCCUUUCGAGCCACCCUUCGUGCGAGUUGUUUAUCCCAUUAUUUCGGGUGGCUACGUUUUGGUCGGAGGGGCGAUCUGCAUGGAGCUGUUGACUAAGCAGGGUUGGUCCAGUGCGUAUACUGUGGAAGCCGUUAUUAUGCAGAUCUCGGCAACUUUAGUUAAGGGCAAGGCGCGCAUCCAGUUCGGAGCAGCCAAAGUCUGCUCCCAGGGUCAGUACAGUCUAGCACGCGCCCAACAGAGUUUCAAGUCGCUUGUGCAAAUUCACGAGAAGAACGGAUGGUUCACUCCCCCAAAAGAAGAUGGUUAAGAACUGUGAUGUGCCAAUACUUUUUUAUUAUUUCCUCACCUAUGUUAAUACGUUUUUGUUAAUAGUCUAAAUUUCAUUAAUUUUAUAUCUUAGUGCCUACACGUUUUCUUAUUUUUUUAAUUGUCUUUGAAUUUGGUGAACUAUUUCUGAAUCCGUAUUUUAAUUCAAAAUUUAGAUCACAUGAUAACUGUGUGUAGAUUGCAAAUAUGUCCAUUGUAUAAUGAAUAAUAUUUUCAUCUGAAAACAACAAAAUAACUUUGAUCAAUAAAUAUUAGUUGUGAGAACUGUGAUUUUCAUUGAAGUUCUAUAAUUUCUAUUAGUAUAUGUAGGCUUGACAUUUUGUUUGAAAUCUCUAGCCAGUAACCUGGAUUUUAUUGUCAGCUGUAACACAUUUGUUAGUAAUUGUUUUUCUACGUGCAAUUACUGGUUUAGAGUAAAACAUGUUUCAAUAUUUUCAGUAAUUUUUGUAUGUAUAAAUAUAUUGUUUUACGUGAAUGUGUGGUGAUACACAGAAGUUGCACAGAGUGUGUGUGUACCAUUUUAUUAUGAAAUGCGUAUAUUUGAAUUGCUGAUUCAUUUCACAUUCUGACAAGUAUUUAACCUGCAGGAACAGACUACAUUAAUUAUUGCGCAUUUUAUAAUAAAAUGAGUUGAUAUUAAAAGUCAUAUGAGGCAAAUGUACAGCUUCAUAUGUCUAUAUUUGUGAUGUUCUCAUUUUCUUCCAUUUUCAUUAUUUACAUUAAGUUUCAUUUACAUUUUCCUAAGGUUUUUUUAUUUAUUGGAGUAAUCCACUCCAAUGAAUUUCUCCAUACUUAUUCCUAGUUUAAAGUUAGAGUUACUUUAGUUAAUUGGCAGCAUAUUGGAUUAAUUGUAAAUAAACUGUGUAUUCCGUUUGCUGUACUUCACUCCUUAAUCGAUUUCAGAGUAUGUGCUUUUAGUUUUUAAGAUCAAUAAACUACUAUUAUUAUAAA
Messenger RNA from Aethina tumida (small hive beetle), 2473 nucleotides. Its product is annotated as ubiquitin-conjugating enzyme E2 Q2. The transcript has 6 exons. Bases 363 to 1502 code for a protein of 379 amino acids. The record is from RefSeq and is a predicted model, not a curated record. Lineage: Eukaryota; Metazoa; Arthropoda; Insecta; Coleoptera; Nitidulidae.